Molecule: messenger RNA, 789 nt
Organism: Panthera uncia (snow leopard)
Lineage: Eukaryota; Metazoa; Chordata; Mammalia; Carnivora; Felidae
Gene: SDHAF2
Product: succinate dehydrogenase complex assembly factor 2
Exons: 4
Coding region: 130-630 (166 amino acids)
Biological process (GO): mitochondrial electron transport, succinate to ubiquinone; protein-FAD linkage; mitochondrial respiratory chain complex II assembly
Cellular component (GO): mitochondrion
Source: RefSeq, a predicted model, not a curated record
CGUCACACGCACAGCCACUUCCGCCAUACGCAGGGACUCAUCUUCCGGCUCAGGUCCUCAGAGCCGAAGUCCACAGUUCAGGCGUCCGGAAGUGCCUGGGCCACAGGCUUCCGGUGAGGGUCGGGAAGGAUGGCGGUGGCCACCAUGUUCCCGGGUCUGGCACGGAUGCUUGCUCUGCCAAGGCGCCACCUAGUGUCACCCUCGCUCAGCACGACAUCAUUCAGCCGUUUCUACAGAGGUGACAGCCCAACAGAUUCCCAAAAAGACAUGAUCGAAAUCCCUUUACCUCCGUGGCAGGAGCGAACUGAUGAAUCCAUAGAAACCAAAAGAGCCCGGCUGCUCUAUGAGAGCAGAAAGAGGGGAAUGUUGGAAAACUGUAUUCUGCUUAGCCUCUUUGCUAAAGAAUAUCUGCACCACAUGACAGAGAAACAGCUGAACCUGUAUGAUCGUCUGAUUAAUGAGCCCAGUAACGACUGGGAUAUUUACUACUGGGCCACAGAAGCAAAACCAGCCCCAGAAAUCUUUGAAAACGAAGUCAUGACGAUGCUCAGAGACUUCGCUAAAAACAAAAACAAAGAGCAGAGACUGCGUGCCCCGGAUCUUGAAUACCUCUUUGAAAAGCCUUGUUGAGCUGUGCACCGCUGCCUGCCACGGGGGCUCAGUCCACAGGCCCUAACAUGAUAGGCAAUGGCCUUGACUUCCUGCCUCUCCUUAGCCCACCCAGACCAUUCGGCUUGCCUCCAAUGAUGGACCCAUCUCUCAGGCCGUGUAAAUGUUCAGUUUGACUCA